Messenger RNA from Nelumbo nucifera (sacred lotus), 4004 nucleotides. RefSeq names its product receptor-like serine/threonine-protein kinase ALE2. Gene Ontology annotation, molecular function: ATP binding; protein kinase activity. NCBI's taxonomy places the organism in Eukaryota, Viridiplantae, Streptophyta, Magnoliopsida, Proteales, Nelumbonaceae. Gene Ontology annotation, biological process: protein phosphorylation. The record is from RefSeq and is a predicted model, not a curated record.
AAAAGUUUUUGUUUUUUUAAAUUUAUUUAAUUUAUUGUCAUUUUAGUCUUUUAUCUUUCCUUCUCAGCUCCCACCAUGGAGUAUGGAAAGCCGAAAGUGGAAACUCUCUCUCUCUCUCCAAACAAUAUUCCAGUGAAUGCUCCGUGUUUCUCUUAAGUGUGUCCGUUUAACAGAUCUUCUUUCGUUUAUCCUUGCUUUCCUUUUUUGUGUUUCAGCCGUCUUAAAUAACUCAUGACAGGAGAAACGGUUCUCUUCUGCAUGGCAAUCUCAAAGCUCUGCAGAUUUCAGAGCUUGUUCGUAAGAAACAGACACCUGGGUUUUUCUCUACCGGUUUCUGGGUCUUCAUUUAACUGCCUUCUGGUUACUUUCCUCAUACUAUUUUUGGGCCUUCUCUAAUACUCUAAUCCAACUUAUGUUUUGUUUUUACUUGAAGGCUACCCAUCUGUAAAUUUAUUUUUAUUGUUCUUUUCUUGUUCUAUUUUCCCUAUUUUUUGGAGUUUUUGGGUGGGGAGUUUCGUGAUCGAUCUCCGAUUUUCUCCUCGGGAGGGGACGGGGAUGGCUAUGCAACUGAUGCUGCUGCUGCUGAAAUUCUUCUUCAUUCUUGGCACUUUGAUACUUCAUGGAUCUGCAGGGUACAAUUUAUCACCAGCAACUUUUUCUGCAAUUUCUCCAAGUAAGGAAACAAAAUCUAGUGUUGGCUAUUAUGGGAAGUCUCUGGGAAAUGGAGCUCCAAGUCCAGAACCCCUUCUUAAUGGGUCAAUCAUACAUUUUUCAAAGGAAUUGCCACCCAAUAGUUCUAGACCAGUGCCCCAAGUCAUCCAUGGUUUAGUGCCAUCCAUGCCCCCAGAUCCUGAGAGUCUUCAAAAGUCAGCACCUCUACCCCAAACCAUCAAAGGGUUUACACCAUCCCCACUGCCAAAUGCUCCUCAAAGAAGAACAACAAAUGGACUAGCAGCAUCAACUCCAAGGAAAUCUCCAUUGAAUCCUCCAACCUCAAGUUCACUCAGGCCAAGAUCAACUCCGUUUAUGUCUCCAGAACCUCAUAUGUUUCCAAAAUCAAGUCCUCCCACCCAAAGUAUGAAGGGAUAUGGAAUGCCAGUUGCUACACCUCCAAAGGAAUCUUUCAAUCAUUUAUCUCCCAUGAGCCAUACAAACCAUUCUCCAGCUAAAGGUCCUUUUCCUGUUGUGGCCCCUGCUCCACAGAAAACGUUGAAACCAUCUUAUAAGGCAUAUGCACCAUCAAAGUCAUUUUCCAAGGCUCCAGAGAGAAGACAAGUUCAUGCUCCCACACCUUCACCUUAUAUGCCAUUAUAUAAGCAUAACCAUGCAAAUCAAAGAGCCAGUGGCCUUGCUCCCGCACCAGUUUUAUCUCAUCCUCAUGUUUCCCAUCAUAAAGGACCAGUCAUCACUCCAGCACCUUCAAAUGCUCCAGCUGCAUUGCCGAAGAAAAGUAGACAAAGGCAACAUGGUCUGCCACCCUUGAGACAAGGUCCAUCUAUCUCUCCUAUCCAGGCUCCUUUUUCUCCAACAGUAAAGCAUGGUUCCUCUGCACCUGGGCCAUCUCCUACAGUUCAAUCCAGCCAAAGUUCUUUGCCAAGGAAGCCAAAGAUGCCAUUAUCCCCAUCAGCUCAAGCUUUACCCCCACCACCUCCUAAUGAAGAUUGUACAUCAUUGGCAUGCAUGGAUCCUUAUACAAAUACCCCUCCAGGAUCACCCUGUUAUUGUGUGUUGCCAAUGCAAGUUGGGUUGCGCCUUAGUGUUUCCCUAUACACCUUCUUUCCUCUGGUUUCUGAACUGGCAGCAGAGAUAGCCGCUGGAGUUUUCAUGAAACAAAGUCAAGUUCGCAUCAUGGGAGCAAAUGCAGCAAGCCAAGAACCGGAGAAAACCAUUGUCCUCAUCGAUCUUGUACCACUUGGAGAAAGUUUUGAUAACACUACAGCAUAUCUGACCUAUGCAAAAUUCUGGCAUAAGCAGAUUGCAAUAAAGUAUUCUUUCUUUGGUGACUAUGAAGUUUUAUAUGUUAAAUAUCCAGGUCUUCCUCCCUCCCCACCUUCAGCAACCUCAAGCAUUACCACUGUUGAUGGUGGGCCUUUCUCUGGCCGUGGAAAUGAUGGAAGGACAAUACACCCUCUGGGAGUUGAUGUAAGGAGAAGACAGAAAGGGGGACUUGGUGGCAGCAUGAUUGCUAUCAUAGUUUUAUCUUCUGCUAUAGCCAUUGUGUUAUGUAUAGGAGUUGCUUGGCUGUUGCUGUUGAAAUUUGGAAAGCAUGUUGCUCAACCUGCAUCCACUAUAGAAGCUUUAGUACCUUCCCUUACAAAACCAUCGGGGGCUGCUGGAUCUUUGGUGUUUGGAAGUGGACCUAGUUCUGCAUCACUAUCCUUUGGCUCUAGCAUUGCAACAUAUACAGGAUCUGCAAAAACUUUUAGCGCAGGUGAGAUCGAAAGAGCCACUGAUAACUUUGAUGCUUCAAAAAUACUGGGAGAAGGUGGUUUUGGGCGUGUCUAUAGUGGUACCCUUGACGAUGGGAUGAAGGUCGCUGUAAAGGUUCUUAAGAGAGAUGAUCAGCAGGGUAGCCGAGAAUUCUUGGCAGAAGUAGAGAUGCUUAGCCGUUUGCAUCACCGUAACUUGGUUAAAUUGAUUGGUAUAUGCACAGAGGACAAUACUCGAUGUCUGGUCUAUGAACUCAUUCCAAAUGGCAGUGUGGAGUCCCAUCUACAUGGACCAGACAAGGAAGCCGCUCCACUUGACUGGGGUGCCCGAAUGAAGAUUGCACUUGGUGCAGCUCGUGGUCUGGCCUAUCUACAUGAAGAUUCAAGCCCUCGUGUUAUUCAUCGAGAUUUCAAGUCCAGCAACAUCUUGUUGGAACAUGAUUUUACUCCCAAGGUGUCUGAUUUUGGUUUGGCCCGAGCAGCUUUGGAUGAGGGAAAUAAACACAUUUCAACACGCGUUAUGGGAACAUUUGGUUAUGUAGCUCCGGAGUAUGCAAUGACUGGGCAUCUUCUUGUGAAGAGUGAUGUUUACAGCUAUGGUGUAGUACUUCUUGAGCUCCUAACAGGAAGAAAACCUGUGGACAUGUCACAGCCAGAAGGUCAAGAGAAUUUGGUUGCCUGGGCUCGCCCACUCCUUACAAGUAAGGUGGGUUUAGAAGCGAUUAUUGACCCUGCAUUAGGAUCUAAUCUCCCAUUUGAUAGUGUGGCCAAGGUAGCAGCAAUUGCUUCAAUGUGUGUACAGCCAGAAGUUUCACACCGGCCUUUCAUGGGCGAGGUGGUACAAGCAUUAAAACUCGUAUGCAACGAAUGCGAUGAGACAAAGGGAGUGGGAUCAGAUAGCCGUAGCCAGGACAACUUGUCGAUUGAUUUGGAUAGUAGGAUGAGUACUGCUUCAGGUCAAUUUCCAGAACCUACACAUUCCUACUAUGCUAUGGCCGAUUAUGAUUCCAUUAUUGGAGCUCAUGGGGCAUUAUCAGCUUCGGAUGUAUUCAGUACAUCAGAAAGACUUGGGAGGCAAGUAUCAGGAUCUUUUAGAAGGCAUUCUAGUUCGGGCCCUCUGAGAACAGGGAGGGGCAGGCAGUUUUGGCAGAGAUUAAGAGGCGUGUCUAGAGGUAGUGUAAGUGAACAUGGGGUAGCUUUCAGGCUAUGGCCGGGUUCCAGAUGAAAGCCCCAUCCAGAAGACUGUGGAGACAUUGUGGGUUCUCAUGUCAAGACAACUUGUAAUUUGUGGGACAAGGACAUGAAAUACAGUUUACCUUCAAAGCCAUGAUCUUGUAAGGUUUAUCCCAAGUGGAUCAUGCGGCUCUUCUCAGAAGCAUGAAUGAGGUCCACUCGGAGUAUGAAUCAUGGUCUUGUAAACUUGUGCCUUUAAAAGAGGCAUGAUUCUUAAUGUAUCUCAAUAAACGUUCCCACUGAGGUGAUUUUGAUUUGAACAAGAUUUUCCAUCCUCUUGGUUUAGUUCAGUCCCUUUGUGUUGAGAAUAUUAAAUUAAAAAACAUGAAGGGACCUUUUAUA